Molecule: messenger RNA, 2035 nt
Organism: Filobasidium floriforme
Lineage: Eukaryota; Fungi; Basidiomycota; Tremellomycetes; Filobasidiales; Filobasidiaceae
Product: dihydrofolate reductase-like domain-containing protein
Exons: 7
Coding region: 358-1965 (535 amino acids)
Biological process (GO): riboflavin biosynthetic process
Molecular function (GO): 5-amino-6-(5-phosphoribosylamino)uracil reductase activity
Source: RefSeq, a predicted model, not a curated record
CCUCAAUCGUCAUAGAUCCCCGUCUCGGGACUAGCGAUUAAAAGUUGGACUCUUCCCUUUCUGACAUCGUCUUUACUCGUCGAGGACUGUAGAGGUGUCCAACGUUCGAGCACUCUGUCGACCUCUCACAAGCUAGUCUUAAUAAUGGCAUCCCAAGCCUUUAUGGCCGCAGGAUGGGUCCCAGAACCUGCCACAUCCGACGGUAUUUGGGGAGAUUCUUUCUUCAACGGAACUCAUCCUCCUCACAAUCAUGGCAAAGCUCCAGUCAUGUAAGAAUGGCUGCUCCUAGACGUGCAGGGCGGCCGAAUUGCUGAAGAAACACCUGUUUCCCGUAGCCCACGCACGAAAAUCGGCAAGAUGGACUGCCUCUUCCUCCUUCCCAUCUUCGCCGGGAUCUCCCUUCUUGUCCUGCUCGUCCAAUGCUUCGGACCCCAAACAUACCGUUUUGUCUCUCAGAAGAUCUCCAACAUGCGUGGAUACGAAGCGGUGCCGGUCGAGGAUGACGAGGAACCCGAAGCUCCUCCUGCUCCCAAGACCUACAUGCCUUCAGAAGGCUUGGCCAAGGACUUUAUGAAGCGUGUCCGGGACGUCGGAGUGGUGGCUUGGACGUUCGAUUUCUUCAGGCUCUUACUCGUCAUGACUCUGUUGGCCCUGAGCAUCUACGCCACUGUAGUUGCUCACGCUCCAGCUUUGCAUGGCCAUCCGGGGGAAAACCAGAACAAGGGUUUCGAUGAGAGCGGGACCGACAUCUUCGAAGCUCUUCGAAAGAAGGGAGGCAAGAAGCACCGCAAGAACAGAAAGGCCAAAUUUGACUUUGUCACGCAAGAAUGGAUCGAGUUUGGCACGACCGUCUUCUAUGCGUACAACCUCGUCCUGUGCGCUAUUCUCCUUGGUCUUAAAGCGGGAUCGUCAAUCAGGAAGAUCAUUUCCCUCCACCUUCACCUCAUUCUCUUUCUCGCCUGGCUGGUCUUUGCCUACAGAGAUCUUUACCCGCUUCUCACCCGCAAACUCACUCCCGUGGACGUUCUGCAUGCUCCUGCAUGGUUGACAUGGACUAGGCUUUCCCUUUUGACUGUCACUGCUGCGGUGAUACCGGCUUUACAGCCUCGACGAUACUUUGAGCUCUUAGCUCCGAGAUCGAUUAUCAACUCAAACUCGCAAUCUGACCAGAACGAAGCGCCUGUACAGCCACAGAACAGAGCCCCGUGGUUCUUAUCGAGGUUCAUCCCCGAGCGAGAAUCCAGGAUCGAGCCUCACAUUACGUUGACGUUUGCUCAGUCUGCGGACGGAAAGAUAGCAGGUCCAGGGGGAAAGCAGGUCGCGCUCAGCGGAAAGGAGAGCAUGCUCAUGACGCAUUGGAUGCGUUCGAUGCACGAUGCUAUCAUGAUUGGCAUCGGUACCGCAGCUAACGACGAUCCGCGACUGAACGUCCGCUUGUUGCCCCAAGCUUACCAAUCAGAGACCCCUCAACCUAUCGUGCUGGAUCCUCAGCUUCGACUCUCUCCGACAGCACGCAUGUUGCAAGCGCUCCAUGACGAGACGACUCCGCAUGCCAAGAACCCGUGGCUCCUUUGUCAGAAGAUUCAGGAUUGGGACCAGGAUAUCAGGAAGAGGAAAGCGGCAUUAGAGCAAGCGGGGGCUAGAAUCAUUGAACAUGAUAUGCCUGGAGGUCGCAUGGAUUUGAGCUUGCUUCCUACCCUUCUCCGUUCUCUCAACGUUCGCUCUGUCAUGGUCGAAGGUGGAGCUUCCAUCAUCGACCAAUUCCUAGUUACGACUUGCAACGAUGAAACAGGGCAGCAGCGUCCUCUGGCCGAUUGCGUAAUAGUCACGGUCGCCCCAUCAAACAUCGGCGACGAGGGUGUCGCUUACGGCGCAGGAAAAGGUCUUCAAGCUAUCAAAUCAACUUUUAAGGGGAUCUACGCCGAGAGGUUUGGUCAGGAUAGCGUUCUCGUUUUCCAGCCCUGAUCGGGCGCCUCCCCAUUUUGGAUCAGACUAUGCACCUUCUCUUCAUUUUGUAAGCGCUAUUAUAGAUGAC